Molecule: messenger RNA, 1152 nt
Organism: Plasmodium gonderi
Lineage: Eukaryota; Apicomplexa; Aconoidasida; Haemosporida; Plasmodiidae
Exons: 1
Coding region: 1-1152 (383 amino acids)
Source: RefSeq, a predicted model, not a curated record
AUGUCAACCGAAGAACUGAACGAACAAAGUGCUGUACAGGACGAAGGUUCAAAGUUAGAAAAAAAUGAGUUAUCAAAGGAAGACAAAAACAAGGGUGAUGAAAAUAAUGAAAAUGUCCAAAAACGAUUCGAAGCCCUAAAUAAUACUAUCGAAAAUAUGAAUAUGCAUUUUAAUACCAUACUAAAGGAUAACGAAGAGAAAUAUAUAUUGGCAUUCAACACAUAUAUGUACGAUGUUCAGAAAGAAAUACGAGUUUUGAAAAAAAUUGUCAAGGAAGAAAAAAUAAGAGAAUUAAAAGAUGAAAAGGUGAAAAAACUACAAAAGGAACUUAAAUGGUAUAUAAACGAAUGCUUAAGGUUGGACAACGUUUCUCAGUUUUUGAAAAAGGAAGCUGAAAAGUGGAAGAGGAAUAGCGAACUUAUGAAAAAUCACAUGUUGUUUUUGGAAAAAAAAUUAGCCAAAAUGUAUGAUAAGGUGAUUCUAAAGGAGAUGGUAAAGAACGAGGAAGGUGGAGAGGUCAAAGUGGGAAAAAUGGAUGAAAAUUAUAUACAUGAAAAGGAAGAAAGUAAGAAGGGUAAGUUUUACGGAAAUGUAGGAAAAAAACAGAGAAGAAAUAAUGCCCGCCAUAAUGCUCAGAAAAGAGGGGAAGCUGAGGACCAAUGUGAAUGCGGAAAUAUUGAGAACAAAACGAAACAAAAAUCCAAAAGAGAAGAUAACAUGAAUAAAGAAUUAAAUUACAAGGUAAUGAAUUUGGAAAAGAAAUUAAAGAAACAAAUAAAUAUAAAUUGUACUUUACAGGAAAAGCUGACAAGGCAUUAUAUUGAAAAAUCGCAAUAUGAAAAAUUAUUUAUUGAAUGUGCUCAUCAAAUAAAAAAAGACUUGGGGAAAUUAACGAUGAGUAAUGAUAAGGAGAAAUACGUAGAAGAAAAUUUCUUGCCAUUAAUAAAUGGUUCCGAAUUAAGCUACUUUACCAAAGAGGAGAAAAAAAAAUUAUUAGUAUCCUUUUUUGCUUCAAAUGAUUUAAUUCAAUUUGUGAAGAAAAACGUUUUCUGUAAAGAAAGACCGUCAAUGAAUUUGCAACCAACAAAUAGCUACCCCAGAAUAGGCAUGAGAUAUCAGAAAAAAUGCGACAUUUCGCCGUUUAUUUUGUAA